Molecule: messenger RNA, 4069 nt
Organism: Zootoca vivipara (common lizard)
Lineage: Eukaryota; Metazoa; Chordata; Lepidosauria; Squamata; Lacertidae
Gene: GORAB
Product: golgin, RAB6 interacting
Biological process (GO): non-motile cilium assembly
Source: RefSeq, a predicted model, not a curated record
GCGGAAGCAGGAGGGUGCCCGGGAGGGAGGGAGAGAGGGGCCAUGGCCGGGGCCUGGGGUGGCUUCUCCGAGCAGGAGCUCCGGCGGCUCCAGGGGCAGCGCCGAGACCCGCCUCUUGGACCGCAGCAUCGGACGGCUCCUGUAAGCAAACACCGCCAACAUCUGCAGCGCAAAAAGCCGGUUGAGCAGAUAUGUGGAGAAGCAGAGCUUCCCGACGGAGCAGCCUUGUCGUUGCCCCUGGAGCAGAGGCUUUCUGCGCCCAAACAGAAAAGCUCCUCCUCUCCCCAGACGCCUCUCCCACCUCCCCAGUCUCCGACAGCGGGAGAGCAGCAAGAUGCCCAAAAGCAACUGGUUCAACCUGGAGUCGAUAAAACAUGCAACGGUGACCCCUCUACAGUGCCAAGUCAUAAACUGGAGAAAAAGAAAAUGGAAUUGCCAGAGAAGUCUCGGUGGGAGAUCCUACAACAGGAGCAGAAGCUUAUGGAAGAAAAGAACAAGCGCAAGAAAGCUCUCCUGGCUAAAGCAAUAGCAGAAAGAUCCAAAAGAACUCAGGCUGAAACAGUGAAGUUAAAGCGGAUUCAAACCCAGCUCCAAGCUCUGGAUGACAUGGUAUCUGCUGAUAUUGGGAUCCUGAGAAACAGGAUUGACCAGGCAAGCCUGGACUAUUCAUGCGCUCGGAAGCGUUACGACAAGGCAGAAGCAGAGUAUGUGUCCGCGAAGCUGGACCUCCAGAAGAAAACGGAAGUCAAAGAGCAGCUCACGGAGCACUUGUGCACCAUCAUCCAGCAAAACGAGCUUCGCAAGGCCAAUAAAUUAGGGGAAUUAAUGCAGCAGCUGGACGUGGAGGCGGACGAUGAGAAUCUGGAACUCGAGAUAGAGGUGGAGCGGAUGCUGCAGCAGCAGGAAGCGGAAGCGGCGAGGCAGAGGGCUGAGUCCCAGAAGCCUGCUCUGGUUGGCGAGGAAAAUGCAGCUUCCCCGGCUGCCGAUAAAGGACCUGAGAGUGAAGGCCCCACAGAUUCAGAAACAUUAGCAGAGCAGCCCACCACUUCCCAUUCGAAUGGCGAAGGCCAAGCGGUAAACUCUGCUUCAGGGGAAACGACGGCUCAGGGUGGUACAUGAACACUGAACCUAACCAGCUGACCUCUGGCUGGCGCCGUUAUCCUAUUUACCCAUAGGGUUUAGAGGCUUCUGCUCCAUGGUGCUACAAGAGCCCUCUGAAAUCUGGCUUUUGACGGCAGCACUAUCUCCAUUCGUCUCCUGGAUCGCCAAUAUACUUGUGUGAGCCCUAUCAUCUUCUCUCUGCCCACCUUCCCCGACUUGCUUUCAUUGAGCAGACUGCAUGUGGUCCAUGGCAAUUGCCUUGAUAUCGGGGAUGGAGAAUGUCAGGCCCUCCAAGCCUUUCUUCCUGGCCUUCAGAACUCCUUCCAGACCGCCUUCCUCGCUGGCUCUCCUUUGCACCCUGAAUGUUUUUGCCUGGCUGGACUGUGUCUUUGAACUCUGACCAUGCCAAUGUGUGGAGAAGCUAGCCUGCCGUAUGGAGGUCAAGCUUACAUUCGCUACUCUGCCCUCCACUGCCCGCAGAAAAUUAGCCGGGUCUGUCAGCCUCCAGCUGAAAAAGGCUCCCCGCCCCCUGCUUUAUAUUUUAAAAAUGCAAGCCAGUAUGAGAUAGGUGCUGUCUAAAACACACUCUAGUAUAUUGGCAGUCCUGUCCCGAUAGGUGGUUUUCUUCUUCCCAUUACUGAGCUACAGAGGCUGUUGGAGAGUUGAUUGCAUGCCAGAGCCACACAGUCCAUUAGUGGAAGACGUUUGAAAGAAGCCCAGCUGCAAAAUAAGAUACAUUCAUUUCAUUCCAAGAAGGGAUUAGAUUGGCAGAAACACAUGCACACACUUUGCCAUCCUCAAAGAUCCUUAUUGAGCCUCCUUGUCCCAAAGUCCACACCCCUUAGGACUUAACAAAACCUUGUGUGUGCCACACUCAUGGCAUUUGUAACCCAGGCUAGCUAGUCACUCCACAAAAUCGGGGACCUUAGUGCUGGCUUCUUUGUGUGUGUCAGGGGUCCCAAACUAAGGCCCGGGGGCCGGAUGCGGCCCAAUCGCCUUCUAAAUCCGGCCCACGGACGGUCCGGGAAUCAGCAUGUUUUUACAUGAGUAGAAUGUGUCCUUUUAUUUAAAAUGCAUCUCUGGGUUAUUUGUGGGGCAUAGGAAUUCGUUCUUUUUUUCCUUUCAAAAUACAGUCCGGCCCUUCACAAGGUCUGAGGGACAGUGGACCGGCCCCCUGCUGAAAAGGUUUGCUGACCCCUGGUGUGUGUUCAUGCCCCCGUGCUAAUGUCUGAAAUUUCAACCUCCUUGGCAGAAGUGGGCAACACUUUUUCAUAUAUUGCUGCUUGGUCACUCGGUGAUCCCUUCAUUCCGCACCCCCCCCCCCUUCGGUAGCAAGCAAGUGCCCCCAUUCAGCCAAAACAGGGCCAAUGUGAAACAAGGAAGAGUUACCACUGUGCUUGGGGGGAACCCCAAAGUUUGCCAAAUUACAAAAAUAAAACAUUUCUUGAAUACCCAAAGGGGCCAACUUGCCAUAAAGCUUCCCAGUGAGGUGGAAUGUCAUUAAUAAAUAUUUCUUAUUCAUGUAGCAAAACAUAUUUUCACAUUUUAUUCCUAUUUUAUAAAGUUGCAAAAAGGUGCAUUACUACAGAUUGACAAAACACUGUUAAUUCAUACUGCUAGUAAACAGUAGGCAAAUAGUUUUUUUAGCAAACACAACCUGAUUUUUGCAAGAAAAAGAAAAGAAAAGAAGUAUAAUCACUGUUAAAAGAACAAAAUAUAAGUAACAUAUAAGUAUGUUUUCUGCUGCUCCAGAGAAGCGGACACGGAGCAAUGGAUUCAAACUUCAAGAAAGAAGAUUCCACCUAAACAUUAGGAAGAACUUCCUGACAGUAAGAGCUGUUCGGCAGUGGAAUUUGCUACCAAGGAGUGUGGUGGAGUCUCCUUCUUUGGAGGUCUUUAAGCAGAGGCUUGACAGCCAUAUGUCAAGAAUGCUUUGAUGGUGUUUCCUGCUUGGCAGGGGGUUGGACUGGCAGGGGGUUGGACUGGAUGGCCCUUGUGGUCUCUUCCAACUCUAUGAUUCUAUGAUUCUAAGGCCUCAAUGUAAGCACUGGGCAAAUAUUACUUAUCAAACAACAGCAAUAAAUGUUCCAUAUGAGAUGCUUCAUUUCACUUUUUAUUUCGGCAACAAAGAGCAAGAAGGUCUGAGGCUGGGAUGCAGGGAGAAGCUGCCCUUCACAUAUAAGAGGCGGCUGUGGAAAGAGAUUCCCUUGGCGCUAGGCACCCUGCUGUCCAACUGUCUUCUCUGUGCAAAGGGUCAUAAAAAUGUUUUUCAUAUACUGUUUAUCAUGAAAAAGUGUUUAUGGGACAUAUAAAGUAAAUCACUGUUUGCCAUUCCCUCCUCUCCUCUUCUCUGUGCAAAGGGUCAUAAAAAUGUUUUUCAUAUACUGUUUAUCAUGAAAAAGUGUUUAUGGGACAUAUAAAGUAAAUCACUGUUUGCCAUUCCCUCCUCUCCCGCCAUUCCAUCAGGCUGCCUCAGUGGCACAGACAUGAAAGACCAGCUCCAUCAGGUGCCUCUUUCCCCUGCGCUAUCUCUGUGCCAGGUGGCCAUGAUCCAAGUCACUAUUUAAGAAUCGGUGCUUGAGCUUGUUCCCCCCCCCUUUCCCUCCCUGUCCCCGUUCCCUGAUGUGUCUUUUUAAAUAAAAUUGUUAAGUCUGUGGGCAGGGAUUGUCUUUUUUUAAUGACUGUACACUCUGGAAGCCCUUUCGGCUAAAGAGCAAGGUAUAUAGAAGCAAUCAAUCAAUCAAUCAAUCAAUCAAUAAACAAGCACUCCAAUUGCUGAUUUGGACCAUUGGUUCCCGUUCUCAUCUCUGUGUCUUGCAGUUUGACUGCCUGGUGGGAAAGAAAUGGUGUUGACUUGAGUGAAUUUAAUGGACCUUGAACAAAAAAUGUAUUAAUUUCCUUUUUUUGAGGGGGUGUUCAUGCCUGUUUUUAGCAUGACUCAAAAGUGCUCAAUGUACGGUAGAAGUAC